Molecule: messenger RNA, 4612 nt
Organism: Phaeodactylum tricornutum CCAP 1055/1
Lineage: Eukaryota; Bacillariophyta; Bacillariophyceae; Surirellales; Neidiaceae
Exons: 1
Coding region: 98-4612 (1504 amino acids)
Biological process (GO): organelle organization
Cellular component (GO): cytoplasm
Molecular function (GO): protein binding
Source: RefSeq, a predicted model, not a curated record
ACUGUACAGUCUGACACGUACAAUUAACACAAAAAGGUUGGAUUGGCAGUUCGGCGCGUCCGAUUGAUCAUACCGCAGCGGUGAUUUUCUUUUCAUCAUGGCGGAAGACUCGAGCGCCGACGCCUUAAAUCCUGUCGGAGAUCUGCCGACCGAGGAGCCAGAGUCGGAAGAAGCUACACCAGAAGCGACACUCUUGAAUAAUCUCAUGAUAUUGGCACCUCGUCAACGAAAUCCGUCCGCUGGGACUGCAGCGGCAGGCCUGGCGCUUCCGCCAUUGCGAGCCGAAGAACCGGUGCAGAGCCUCCGCGGAGCACUUACCGAAGUUGUUGGCUACGCGCAUUUGACGAGCUUUCGUUUCGAACUGGCGCCAGAUGGUGCUCCACAAUUCGAAGGCGUUCCCCAGCCCUCCCCGCCGAACACUUUGGUUUCGCCCUUUACCGGACCAAAUGCGGUUGUCUCCAUUCCUUCUCAAUUGCAAUCCUUGAAUGAGGAUCCUCAAAUCCAAGACCGUACCGAAGAGAAGCAUGCCGAUGUGUUGGACGAGUUUGGCGAUCUGACACCCCUCCUAUCACGGGGGCUUACGGACGGAUCGGCCUUUGCUAUGGUAUUGGAACGAUACGAUGCAGCAGGAAUCAAGGAUCAUGUACAGCGACUCAAUUUCUUGAUGGAUGGUAAUGUUCCUUCGGUUGUGAGUUUGGACAAUGAAAAAGUUGCGCAAGUCGACGAGGAGGUGCUAGACGAGAAGUCCACAGACGGGCCAAAAGUACCUCCACUUCCAGAACUACCAACGUUUCCAAACGAUAAAUCCAUCGUUAUAGAUGGCACAAAUCUACAAGACUUUUACUAUAUGGCGUGUGGGGAAGACUUGAAUCUUUACCACGGGAAAGCGGAAAGCUCUGCCUUAAAGACAAAAAAGAAGAAGAAAAAGGCAGUGGUGAACGGAUCCAGGAAAACACAGACUCCGGAACCAGUUGUGAUCGUUUCUGAAGUGUCCCCUGAGGCACUCGUAAAGGAAAAAAUAACCCGUUUGAAUGAAUUGGAAGAUAUAUGCCGGGUCCCUUGCACAAUUCGAUACAGUGGCUUUCAUCCGCCACCUACCUCCCGUCGUUGGAUUGGUGAUUUGGCUUACUUGGAAGUGACUCCUCCGGAAGGCAAGACCCUGCAUAUCACGGCCAUACCGAUGGGGUUUUAUCUCAAUCGCUCGAAAUCUGAAUCCGGUGGACGUGAGACUUUUGAUCCUUCUCCAGCCGUGAAUUCGUGUUUUGCUCACGCUCUAUUGGAUUGUGUGUUGCAAGCAUCUCCGUCGCUUUCGGAAGCUUGGAGACUUGCGCUGGAAGCAUCGGCAGAACGCUCAGAAAUUUUGGCCGCACUGAACAACAAGGGUACUUUUACGUCACUGUUCCGUGUCGCUAUUCGUGGAGAUUUUCAAGGCUUUCAAUCGGCGUCGACGGCACACAUGGCAACACAGGCUCUGGAUUCGAUGCUGCACAAACCGAGUUGGUUGAUAUCUCUGCCACGUGUGUUCCACAACGAGACGUCCUGGAAUCGAAACCAAUUGCACUCCUAUUCCCCUACGCGAUCCGACCAUGAACUGGCGAAUUCUUUUGGUGUCGAUAUCCGUAGCGGCACGAUUCGUGAUUGGAACGAAGAAUUGCAGCUGGCCCGGGAGUUGCCGACUGAAGACGUAAAUGAACGCAUUGAACGUGCAAGACUCAUUCACAAGGUUAUGACUGAGUUUGGCGAGGCCUCGUUGCUUGGGGUAAAGGCGAUUGCUGACGGACAGAUUUCCCCAAUGAAUCCAAACGAGCCAACUCGCUCGCAAGUAUACUUGCACAACAACAUCUUCUUUUCACGAGCUAUUGAUGCUGGUCCAGAAACCUUCAAACUGGCCAAAGGCGACCGUGCGGCCAAAAAGUCGGCGAAUCGAGACAUUCAGUGCGUAGGCACAUUCCAUCGGAUGGAGCAAAAUGAUUUAUAUACGCUAGCCACGGUUUUAAUCGACUUCCUGGGAACGCGAUAUGUCUGCCAAAGUAUUCUUCCCGGUAUAUUGAUUGGCGAAAAGUCGCACACUCUAUUGUACGGUGCGGUGGAAUCGGGCGCACCGCUCAAGUGGAAUGAAGAUUUUCACAAAUUGAUGGAAGACAAACUUUGCGAUACCAUGAUGAUCGCCACGCGUCCAAUCUUAAAAAAUCCCUUGACCGAGGAACGUCAAAACGAAAUUAAAAGCCAGAGAAAGCCCAAUUCAUCUUUUGCCGAUCCCGAAAACCAGGACGACGCUGAUACAGACUUGAAUGCUGUCAUGCAGUCCUGCAUUCCAGUGGAGGCAAAGGGUAUUUUGGGCAGCGAUCAGCGCAAGUAUGUGCUUGAUUUUGGUCGUCUCACACCUCGUGACGCAAAUUGGGUUCCGGAAAAGAAGGGCGGUACGGGAAAGUGGGAAGCUGCCAAGACAGAAAAUGGCAACAAGCGACACAGUGCUAUCCCACUAGACAUUAAAGACGACGAAUGGACGAUGUGUGUACUUCGUCCUGAGCUUGUGUCGCGAUAUACUCAAGUUAGUAUGGGCAAAUAUCUCCAAGACAAGAAGAAUACAGAGGCAGAGAGAAGCGCUGUUGAUAAUCCCGCUUCGGAAAAUAAGCCGACGUCGAAGGAUACGAUGCCAACAGAAGGCGAUGAAAUCACUUCUAAGGAGGACAACAUCGACGCUUCUGAAGGCAGUCAAGUAGACAAAGUAAAUUUCCCAGCAGCGAAAGAUGAGGAUCAACUAAAUGAGCAAAAUUUAUCGGAAGAAGAUUUGAAAUAUUUGAAGUCAUUGCGUUUAAACGUCAACGUAUUUUUGGACGAUGUGAGAUCGUUCGCGGAAAAUGAUAGUGAAGCAGCCGAACUGAUUCAGCAAGAUGAAGGGAGGGCUCGUGAAGUUGCUGUUUUUCUUUGGGAGGUGAUUUUACCCAAAAUUACCCUUGCAAUCAAAGAAUCGUCAGUUCACCAAGUACCUCUUGACGGAUUCUCCCUCACCGAGUUCUUGCAUCGUCAUGGAGUCAAUUGUAGAUACAUGGGACGACUCGCGGUUCUUGCAAAGAAACAGGAGGAAAAGGAUGAGCAAAGUGAUAUUGAGCUGAAGGAAGGCCGAUUGUCCGUCAUUGAAAGACGGAAGAUGCCAAAGUGUUGGCUGGAAUUGCUCGAGUGCGAAAUGGUUGCUCGAGCAGCUAAGCACGUUCUCGAUCGUUACCUGACCGAAAAUGGUGGAGUAGCUGCUGCUCAACCUGCUCAGACGAUUGCCUCUUUUUUGUGUGCUCUCGUGUCCGAAAGCGAGGAGACUGCAGCUCAGACUGAGACACGUGCAAUGCAAUGUCCGGCGGACCAGCCAGACGAAGACGACUACACCGAAAUGACCAUGAAUGACGUGGGCGGCAAUGGCAAUGCUGUGCCAUCCCCGGUUCGGGGAAGGCACGAGGUGUGGCAUGAUAUUGAAAUGGAAAUCGGCCGCAGAUUCCGUUACUCCCUUUCCCUUUUCAACACCGGAAAGCCGAAUGGAAGAGCUUUGCAUAUACCUCUUUUGAGACGAGUAUGUCAGCGAACUGGUGUACGCCUCGUAGCGAAGAGGUACGAUACUGGCGGAAAAUGCCUAUGUAGUAGUGGCAACGUUAUAGGCGGACGACUGGCGGUUUCCUACCCCAUCUCUCCUCUGGACAUUGUCCAUGUUUUACCCUUGAUGAAACAUGCUGCUGCGUACAACGAAGGCUUCGCCGCAUGUUCGAUCGCGCAAACCGUAACAAUUCCUGCGCUUCACAUCUCCUUGCCCGAUGCGCGAACCGCCCUUGAACGUGCUCAUGUUCAAAUGGGUAGUCGAGCUCUGAGUCGGGCUCUGGAGCUCGCCCAGGAGGCCUCUAACCUAUACCAGCGUGUGACAGAUAGUGCAGUUCACCCGGGAGUCAUAGAGAGCAUAGAUUUGAUGUCUACAGUGUUUCUUGAGGCCGGUGACCCCCAUCUUGCGGCUGAAAGCGCAGCUAAGGCGCUUGGGUUGGCAGUUCACAACGGCGGGUUUGAUACACCGAAUGUUUUUAAUGCGCACAUGUCCCUAUUCCAAAUGCUUUACGCCUCUCGGCAGAUGGAUCUCGGAUUGAAGCAUUUACGUGCUGCGAUUUACUUGUUGGAAGUGAUGGCAGGACCAAAUCAUAUUGAACUCUUUAGUGCUUAUCACAAGCUUGGGACGGUUUACUCGCACUCUGAUUACGAUGGUGCGUACCUUGAGACGGCCCUCGAGUGCUUUAAAGAAGUGAUGGCACGCAAUGGUUGUGAUCGAUUGAUGGAUGGAAUCACGGCGAAGAACCAUGCCAAGAUUCUCGCAGGAUUGGGCAACUAUAAGGAUGCCAUCGUCGAGGAAAAGCGUGCCCAUCGGACAUUGUUUACAUUUCUUGGAAAGGAUCACGCGUGGACGAAAGAUUGCGACAAGGAGCUUCAAAUGUACACAAAACUUGCAGUUGAGCACGGAAACAAAAAGGCUGAGACCGACAAAAAGAACGAAGAAGCUGCCCGGGCGGAUGCUUUGGCAGCUGACCUCAUCGCGCAAGAAAACCGGAGCAAGAAGAAUAAGAAGAAAAAGAGUAAAAAGUAA